This is a messenger RNA of Rotaria sordida, 396 nucleotides long. Lineage: Eukaryota; Metazoa; Rotifera; Eurotatoria; Philodinida; Philodinidae. The record is from the annotation of a GenBank genome assembly.
AUGGAAGGUGCAAAACAAGGCAUUGUCGUGGCCGGUGGUCAAGGAAAAGGAAAUGAACUUACACAAUUGUCAUAUCCUCAAGGAGUCAUUGUCGAUCAAUUGGGCACUGUCUAUGUGGCUGAUUCAGACAAUGAUCGAAUCAUGCGUUGGCCCAAAGGAGCCACACAGGGAAGUGUCAUUGUUGGUGAAAACGGUGAAGGAGAACAAUCGAACCCACUCGGUGCGCUCACCGCAACACUUUUACGCAGUGCCAAUGUUAAUGCAGAUGUUAAAUGGAUACGAAAUGGAAUUGCUAUAGCUGGAGGAAAUGCGUCAGGUAAUGCAACAAAUCAACUCUGCAAUCCAUAUAGUUUGUGUAUUGAUGAUAAUCAAACUGUCUACAUUGCUGAUUGUUGA